Molecule: messenger RNA, 1407 nt
Organism: Drosophila hydei
Lineage: Eukaryota; Metazoa; Arthropoda; Insecta; Diptera; Drosophilidae
Gene: Dhod
Product: dihydroorotate dehydrogenase (quinone), mitochondrial
Exons: 2
Coding region: 204-1394 (396 amino acids)
Biological process (GO): pyrimidine ribonucleotide biosynthetic process; 'de novo' pyrimidine nucleobase biosynthetic process
Cellular component (GO): mitochondrial inner membrane; cytoplasm
Molecular function (GO): dihydroorotate dehydrogenase activity
Source: RefSeq, a predicted model, not a curated record
CAUUCCUAUAUACACAUAUAUAUAUACAUAUACACAUAAGAAUUCAAACAGUUUCAGUUUCUCAGUAAAUUGUUCUAUAUAAGAUACUGAACAAGUAUUGCUAAUAUUUCAAAAGCCUAGAAACACAGAACUACUUCAACAGACACCUGAUAACGACUGUUAAAAAGUUCAAUACUAAAACUUCAGUUAUAUCGUUCUUUAACAUGGUUCGAAACACGCAAAAAUUUAGCCGCCUGCGAUCUCUAGGCAUUGUUACAGCAGGUGCCUCAGUCCUGUUCAUGGGCCUAACGGCCUAUAACAAUCAGGAUAACUUAUGCGGCGCAUUUGUCAUGCCGUUUGUGCGCAUGCUGCCCGCUGAAACAAGCCACAAUUUGGCGGUGUGGGCUUGCAAGUAUCGUCUCUAUCCUGCCUCUGAUCACACGGACGAUCUAAAUCUGCAUUCCUCGUUCUUUGGUCGCCUCGUCAGCAAUCCGAUUGGCAUUGCAGCCGGUUUUGAUAAGAACGCAGAGGCAAUUAUGGGCCUAAAGGAUUUGGGUUUUGGCUUCAUUGAGGUAGGUAGCGUGACGCCUUUGGCCCAAAGUGGAAAUCCCAAGCCGCGCGUUUUUCGGUUAGUUGAUGAUCGGGCCAUCAUCAAUCGCUAUGGCUUUAACAGCGAUGGCCACCAGGUAGUUAUGCAGCGCUUAAAGGAUCUUCGCAAACGCGAGGAUUUUAAUGCUGUUGUGGGUGUAAAUCUGGGCAGGAAUCGCGAUACGAUGACCCCAAUUGGCGACUACGUGAAAGGAGUGUUUGCCUUUGGACCCGUCGCAGAUUAUCUGGUCAUCAAUGUCAGUAGCCCUAAUACAAAAGGACUGCGUGACAUGCAGGGUAAGAAGGAACUCACAGAACUGCUGGAAGCAGUAAAUGCAGCUCGUGCCAAACUCAAAACGAAUCAAAAUGUGCCAAUACUGCUGAAACUAUCGCCCGAUCUGGAACUGCGCGAACUGAUUGAUAUCGUCUCUGUCAUCAACAAUAAGAAAUGCCGCAUAGAUGGUUUAAUUGUCUCAAAUACCACCAUCUCCCGUGAUAAUAUCAGUGAUGUUUCGUUGGCCAAUGAGACGGGCGGCUUAAGUGGCGAACCGUUGCGGGAACGAUCUACCAGGCUGAUUGCUCAAGUUUACUCACUCACCAAGGGCAGUAUACCCAUUAUAGGAGUGGGUGGUGUGGCCUCUGGAGCUGAUGCGUUCGAAAAAAUCGAGGCUGGCGCCUCAUUCGUUCAAAUCUAUACAGCUCUUGUAUACGAAGGGCCCGAUCUCGUGGAGCGCAUCAAAUGCGACCUCUCACUGCGGAUCAGUGAACUGGGCUUACCCAACGUCGGGAAUGCUGUUGGUUCCAAUUACUUAAAAUAUUUGCCUUAAAACUGUGCAUAAA